CCCCGCCCCGCACUGAGCGCGGCCGGCGCUGCCCACCGACGCGGGGCACAGAGGACGGCCCGCAGCUCGGGGAGAGCCAGGCGCCCCGGCGGGGGUCGAGGCCCAGGCGCCCAGGCCGGCGCGCAUCGCUCCCCCCCUUUCGCGUCGCGGACCCCGCGGUACUCGCAGCCGGAGUGACCCUGGGUGGUCGCCGACGCCGCGGCAGGAAAGGAAACAGACUUAACUGAGGAUGUCUGAAAACCUUGACAAGUCCCAUGUAGACGAAGCAGGAGAGGCAGAGGCGGCUGCCUCCGAGCAAGGCCUGGAAGGUGCUCUGGAGUGCUCUGAUGAAACCUUACAGAAAAAAGUGAAGUCGGACUCACCUAGUUCCCAAAGAGUGGGAAGACCUCACUCCAGUCCCGCUCGGCUUGUCACUGUAGAGGAACUUCUAGAAACAGCAAAAGGAGUCACCAACAUGGCUCUGGCCCAUGAAAUUGUAGUAACUGGAGACUUCCGGAUUAACGCUGUUGAAUUAGCCGAAGGCAGCUUGGAGAAGAGAGUAAAAGAGAUUGUACAUAAAGCAUUCUGGGAUUGCUUGAGUGUCCAGUUAAGUGAAGAGCCCCCAACAUAUGACCAUGCCAUCAAACUUGUAGGAGAGAUCAAAGAGACUCUGUUAUCUUUCUUGCUGCCUGGUCACACUAGACUAAGAAACCAGAUAACGGAAGUCUUGGAUCUGGAGCUGAUAAAACAAGAAGCAGAGAAUGGGGCCCUAGACAUUUCCAAGCUGGCAGAGUUCAUUAUUGGCAUGAUGGGGAUAUUGUGUGCACCUGCUCGAGAUGAGGAAGUUAAAAAACUAAAGGGCAUUAAGGAAAUAGUGCCUCUCUUCAGGGCAAUAUUUUCUGUGUUGGACCUAAUGAAAGUUGACAUGGCCAACUUCGCCAUCAGUAGCAUUAGGCCGCACCUCAUGCAGCAGUCAGUCGAGUAUGAGAGGAGGAAGUUUCAGGAAGUGCUGGAGAGGCAGCCGAACUCCCUGGACUUUGCCACACAGUGGCUGGAAGAGGCCACAAAUGACCUUUUGAGUCAGAAGUACAAACAUGCCCUGCCAGCUGGGGGAGGCGCUGCUGGCUCUGGGGAUGCCCCACUCCUGACCCCUGUUUCUGUCCAGAAUUUCGCCUACCUGAAGCUUCUGAAAUGGGACCACUUCCAGAGACCUUUCCCUGAGACAGUUUUGAUGGACCAGUCUCGUUUCCAAGAGCUCCAGCUCCAGCUGGAGCAGCUGGCCGUCCUGGGAGCCGUGCUGCUGGUCACGUUCAGUACCGCUGCACCGGGAAUUUCUGGGCAUGCCGACUUUGCCGAGAAGCUCAAGAUGAUGGUGAAGACUCUGCUAACGGACAUGCAUCUGCCUUCCUUCCAUCUGGAGGACGCCCUGGCUUCCAUUGGCGAGAAGGUGUGCCUGGAGGUGAGCAGCUGCCUCUCCCUGUGUGGCUCCUCCCCAUUCUCCGUUGCUAAGGAGACCGUGCUCAAGGGCCAGAUUCAGGCCCUCGCCAGUCCCGAGGACCCCAUUCGCAGGAUCAUGGAGUCCCGCAUUUUCACCUUCUUGGAGACAUACCUUGCCUCUGGUCAUCAGAAGCCCCUGCCUACUGUGCCUGGGGGAUUGGGUCCCAUUCAGAAAGAGCUGGAAGAAGUUGCUGUGAAAUUUGUGCGCCUGGUCAACUAUAACAAGAUGGUGUUCUGUCCCUACUACGAUGCAAUCCUUAGUAAGCUCCUCCUCCGCUCCUGAGGCGCGCAGCUGCCACAGCAGCUCUCAUCUCCUGAGACCCCGCUCGCUCGCCCUCGCAGUGCUGUGCCGGGCUUCGGAGAAUGGCGGCCUACGGUACAUUCCUGAUUAAUAGCGCUGAUUCCACGGGACUGAAGGAUGCACUGGAUUCUGUUUUGAGGACCGUAUGUAUGAGUGCAAGUUUACAAACCUAAGGAGCUUUGGUUCUCUUGAGUAGGAGCUCAGAGCCUUCAACAGUUGGCUGCCUCUGUCUCAGCCUCUGCCUCCUCAGAUUGGAGGAGCCGCUUCUCCCAAGAAACCCGAGACAGUUGUCUCUCAAAAGUCAUUCUUUCUCAGAUGCUCUGUGCCCGCAUCAUAAGCCAAGAUUUGUCCUCUUGUCCCGUUUACAGCCUCCCUCGCACUACUCUUCCUGUGGGUGCUUUAUGGCAGGGCUGUCUAUAGCCUUACAGGGUCCUAACCGGCUCCUGCCCACUCUACCCAUUGAUUGCUUCCUGGGUCUGGCCUAACAGUGUUCCAGAGCCCUUUAGUCUACAGCAGAGUUACUUAAUAAUUUAUCUUCUAUUAUUACUGAAACAGCAUCUCUAUAUAUACUCCCCUGGCUGGUAUGGAACUUGCUUAUGUAAAACAGGCUGUCCCAGACUUCCAAUCCUCCUGCCUCUGCCUUACAAACGCUAGGGUUACAGGCCUCUGCCACCAUACCCAAUGGAUAGAACUUGAUUUUUAAAAGCUUGUUUUGUCAACUUGUAUGUAGUACAGUGGCCAGUGAUCGCCUAGCCUGCACGAGGCCCCGGGGUUGAUCUCCCGCAUCUAAACAACAAAGGAUGUACACACACACACACACACACACACACACCUGUAUUAAGAAGCCAUAAGCCCCUGGAGCUUCCGUUUUAAAAGGUAGAAGAAUUGUUUGUGCCCAGGAGCUCAGGAGCAGCUUAGGAACCAGAGAUUCCAACUUAAACUCAGGUGUGGUGGUGCACACCUUUAGUCCCAGUACUUGGAAGGCAGAGGGAGGUGAAUCUCUGAGUUCUAGACCAGUUUGGUCAAUAGAAGGAGGAGUUCCAGGCCAGCUAGGGAUACACAGAGAAACCCCGUCUCACAAAACGAAAUAGAAACGCUGUUCUUUCUACAGCAGUAUUCCUGAGCCUUGACUGUGGCAGUUAAAGCUGAUGAAGCCAGGCACGGGGACAUGCCAUAGCUGGUCUUUGCUACUUUGUGGGUUCUUCUAUUUCCCACCCUUUAUCCUCCCCUCCGCUUCUCCCCCUAACACUAGAGAGGAGAAAAAUAAGGAUUGGGCGGGCCCCUAAAUUUAAUCUUUCUUUUGUUUUCUUUUGACUGUGGCUACUAACAGACCACAACCGUUCUCCAUCUUCCUUUAAUGACCAGCAGCCACCCACCCUGCCUCUUGGUGCCCCAGUGUUUAUAUACCUUCUGAAAAGUUCCCAGAAUUCCAAACACCACGGUUAUAGACUUAACUUUCGUGAGAUAACUUUCCAAUUCUUAGAAACUGGGUUUAAACCUUUUGAAGUGGCCAUUCUGAGUGCCAGGAUUUUUAUGAAAUGAUAGUUUUAUUAGCUCCUGUGUCCACCAAACCUUCUAUUUCAAUAUCAUUUAAUUGCCAUUUUAAUUUUGGCUUCUGAUCAUUAACAGCUGUUUGCCAGAACAUAUAUUUUCCAGGACUUCCAAACCCUCCUGUUCAUUGUACUGGAAUAGUCUUUGAUGUAGGGAAACUAACAGCAGAGCGUCCUGUCACCUGUGUUAAAUUGUAUCUCUUUUCACAUAGGCUGGAAUUUUAACUUCUAUUUUGAAAUCUGAUCUAUAAUUCCUGGAUGCACAAUGAAUCUUUGGGAGGUCAAACCUCGCCUUUGCAAGACCCUCUCUACCGUUCCUGAUGGCAAAGGACCGUAAACUCCAGUAGUUGCUAUGUAACACUUGAGUUUUUCAGGAGAGUGAGAGGUUUGCCUGUGGCCUUUUCUAGAGCAGCACUGCCUACAGUACUGCUUAGUGAACAUCUAAUGCCUAGUGGAGGUUUCUUUGCUCAGCAUGCUGCCCCUUAGCUGAGAUGGCUUGUCAUUUCUGCUGCCAGACCCCAAAGGCCCUUUCCCAACUGUAAGAAUAUUCCCACCUUGGAUAUCUCUUUUGGAUCUGCAUUUCUGAACCCUGUGGCAGCUUUUGCCACCUUGCUUAUACACCCUGGGACGUGUAGGCCUUCUUUCUGCUUGAGAUUUAAGAAAACCAUUGCCCCUAGAAACUGCUCGCUCUGCUUCCCAGUGCAAAGUACUGUAUUUCUCAAAGUUAAUGGACUGGCCAUUAUGAGAUCUGAGGCUUUUGGUUUGGUCACAGUCUCUGCAAAUGACCGUAUUUACCACAGUUGAAGCACAGGGCAUUUUGAUUAUUGGAGACCACUAGCUAGAGCUUGACCUAUCAACAUGCUGUACAUUAGAACCAAUAUGGGUCAUAUCCCUUAUCAGUUCAUCCUCAGGCACUGCCCAUGUCUUUAAUGGUCUACUGUAGCUUUUGUUUAUUUUUGCUACUUUGUGUGGGAUCUGUGUGGGUUCUUUCUCCAAACGGUAUCUUCUCUGGCUAGGAGCAGCUUCUCCGACUCACCCUCCUCUCCAGCCCUACUCAGUCUUCUCUCUUCUGCAUCACCUGUCUUCUGUGAUCUUUCUCUUUCCCUCUACUCCCAUUCUCUCUCUCCAAUCCUACUCCUGUCUCCUGGACUCCUUCCCAGCCUUUGCUGGCUUUUUAUAUCCUCUUCUGUUCCCAGAAGUACAGGAGGACACCAACACUAACAGCCAAGCAGUUCUAACAGGUAAGCAUUCCCAGAGAGCAGUUGACUAGCGGGGGAUCCUUUAAAGGGCCAGGCACACAAAAGAAAUCAUAUUAUUUCCCCUCUUUGUUUUAGCUACUAAUUAUGCAGUUUUGAAGCUGUUUCUCCAUUCUUUCCAAUGUCUUUCCCAGGGUUCUCAGGUAUCUGAUGUGAUCUUUCUGUUGAUUCCUCAGGAGCAUACGCACAACUGAGUGAGGUAAAAACCUAACAGCGAUGCUUCUCUUUCCUGUAAUGUGGAUACCGCUUCUUGAACAUUUUAUGCUCCUGGACUAUCUCAUCUUCUAGCAUCUUGUGUUCUGGAGUCCCUCACUGAAGUCUCUAAACCUCUGCCCUUGUUCUAUGAGCUUUUGGCUUGCAGCCCCAACUUGGGCAUGCAAGAUGCAGUAUUCAGUAUGGUCUGUCUUAAGUCCUGCUCAUAGGCCUGCUGCUGCUCUGCCCUGUGGUUGGCUCUGCAUUGCAGGAGGCCAGAGUCCUGCUCAUAGGCCUGUCAGUGGUUGGGAGCUGAGUGUUUCUUGCCCAGGCUUCUCUGGCUGGCAGGGGAAGGCAGUGACUUGUCAGGCUCUCCUUCUUUGCUCUUUUUAGGGUCAGUGGCCAAGGUUUUCAGAAGACCUCUCCUCAAUUCACAGCUUUUCAUUUCCUGUGGAAAUAUAAACAAAUUUGUGUCUCCAAUGCAAACCCUUCACUGACUUCCUUCCAUUCUGAUUUUACUACAUCCUUAGAGUGUAUAGGCUGACUUAAUGCCACAGUUUUUUUUCUAUAACUCAGUGUCUCUCAGCUGCUAUUAUUCCUUUCUUACUUUCAGAAAAUGUAAAGUUAACAGAGCACUGUUUAAUCCAUCCCUGAGUCUUUAUUCUUCCUCUUAGUUUUAUAAGCAUUUCUUUUAAAGUACAAUUAAAUCUUUCUACAACUGCUUGUUCUGUAGAAUUUUGUGGUAGACCUGUAAAGUACUUUAUAUUAUAAUGUGUAAAGAAUUGCUUCGUCUUACUGGAAACAUAUGUGGGGUAUUGUUUGUCUUAAUUCCUCCAGGUAUCCCCACAAUAGCCAUUCCUUCCAGUGUAUGUGUAAUUGCAGAAUCAGCUCUUUCAGAACUCAAAGCAGCUGUCCAUUGAAACCCUGUGUAUGAUAUGGUAUGAUGUGAUGUACAAACUUUAGUUUUCUUUUCUUUUUUAAAGAUCUAUUUAUUAUUAUACAUAAGUACACUGUAGCUGACUUUAGACGUACCAGAAGAGGGUGUCAGAUCUCAGUAUGGGUGGUUGUGAGUCACCAUAUGGUUGCUGGGAUUUGAACUCUAAGCAAGACUUCAAAAAGCAAGUUCACAGUGGAACUACUUACUCUUUGUUCACGUCCUCCUGUACUUUGUGCACACACUGAAAUCUGACCAUAUCCCUAGAUCACAAGAUCCAGGAACUCAGACCUAGGCUAGAAUGAAAUGCCUUCUUUGAUCAUUAACUUGUCCCAAGCCUGUUCUUUUCUCCCAAUUAUGUGCUUGUAAUUCAUGAAAGCUCCUAUUCCAACCCAUGCAGCCCUCACGAUCCUACAAGGGAAGGGGCACAUUCUACUCUUAGUUCUAAGUUAUUAUAUCUUUUUGGCAAAACAACUUAAACCAUUUCCUUAAAUUUUCUAUCAACUAUUCAACUUCUUAAAGCUAUUUAAGUCAUGAAUUCCACAAAGUUAUUAAUUCAUAUAAAAUAUGUUAUGAAAGUUCAUCUUCAUAUUGAUCUGCAGAAAAAUUGCCCAGUAGAGUGGGUAGUCGCCCAAGAAGCAAUCACACCAGACUGUGGACAGUGAGGGUCUCCUCACGCCCAUUCACACCAUGCUAGAUACAGGAGGAGCACAGCAAUGACAAGCAUGAGGAGGCACAGUGGCAGCAAGAAGCAAUCCAGAGACAGAACCCCCUCCCCCCCCCCCCCCCCCGGGGCUGUGCCUCUGCAGGAAGCUCACUUGCCUGAUGCAGUUCCUCCUGCAUGGCAGGAGGGCCAUUGCUCUAUCCAUACGGGCUUGGUCAGCCAUUUUAAGGGCAGAAACGUAGGGGUGUUGGUAUAACAUCAGCAGUGCCUCCUUUCCCCCACCCCUGCCCCAAAACAAACCUUACAAAUUUAGAAACUCAAUCCAUGUAAUGUCUGGUUUUGGAUAACCUGCGUAGUCUAUGGUUCUUUUUUGUUUCUCUCUCUCUCUCUCUCUCUCUCUCUCUCUCUCUCUCUCUCUCUCUCUGUUUUUGGAGACCGGGUUUCUCUGUGUAGCCCUGACUAUCCUGGAACUCACUCUGUAGACCAGGCUGGCCUCGAACUCCCAAGCACCACCACACUCGGUAUAGUCUGUGAUUCUUUUUUUUUUUUUCUUUAUUAGAUAUUUUCUUUAUUCACAUUUCAAAUGCCAUGCCAAAAGUUUCCUAUACCCUCCCCCCUCCCUGCUCCCCUACCCACCCACUCCCACUUCUUGGCCCUGGCGUUUCCCUGUACUGGGGCAUAUAAAGUUUGCAAGACCUAGGGGCCUCUCUUCCCAAUGAUGGCUGACUAGGCCAUCUUCUGCUACAUAUGCAGCUAGAGACACGAGCUCUCAGGGUACUGGUUAGUUCAUAUUGUUGUUCUACCUAUAGGGUUGCAGACCCCUUCAGCUCCUUGGGUGCUUUCUCUAGCUCCUCCAUUGGGGGCCCUGUGAUCCAUCCAAUAGCUGAAUGUGAGCAUCCACUUCUUUUUUUUUUUUUUUUUAAGAUUUAUUUAUUUUAUUUAUAUGAGUACACCAGAAGAGGGCAUCAGAUCUCAUUUCAGAUGGUUGUGAGCCACCAUGUGGUUGCUGGGACUUGAACUCAGGACCUCUGGAAGAGCAGUCAGUGCUCUUAAGCACUGAGCCAUCUCUCCAGCCCGAGCAUCUGCUUCUGUAUUUGCCAGGCACUGGCAUAGCCUCACAAGAGACAGCUAUAUCAGGAUCCUUUCAGCAAAAUCUUGCUGGCAUAUGCAAUAGUGUCUGGGUUUGGGGGCUGAUUAUGGGAUGGAUCCCAGGGUGGGGUAGUCUCUGGAUUGUCCAUCCUUUCAUCUUAGCUCCAAACUUUGUCUCUGUAACUCCUUCCAUGGGCAUUUUGUUCCCUAUUCUAAGGAGGAAUCAAGUAUCCACACGUUGGUCUUCCUUCUUCUUGAAUUUCUUGUGUUUUGCAAAUUGUAUCUUGAUAACAUUUUUCAACAUCUUCCCCAGAAGCAUCUUCCACUUGACCCAUUAUUUGAGGAAUUGUCUCUGAUAUUGAGGGGAUAUUAAUCUGAGUUCUGUUUCUCACUGCUCUAAUAAAUCUCAUUCCCAUAAAUUUAUUGUUAUGUCAGUCACAUAAGGCCCUAACUUUCCUAUUUGAUUUUCUGGCCCUACACAUUUAACCCAUCACACAAUUUGUUUUAUCUGAGAUAACUUCCCAAUUUCUAGAAACUGGGUAUAAAUCUGUUGAAGUGGCCAUUCUGAGUGGCAGGGUUUUUUGUGAAAUGAUUGUUGGGGUUUUGUGCACUUUGUAUUCAGAAGCUGAAUUGACCUGGCCCGUGUGUCAGUCAGUGGGGUCUGCAAGGGAAAGAGUGGGGAUAGAGGGGCAAGAGAUGUGAAGAAUGGAGACAAGACAGGUUAUUUCAAGCCGGGCAUGGUGGCGCACACCUUUAAUCCCAGCCCUUGGGAGGCAGAGGCAGGUGGAUUUCUGAGUUCGAGGCCAGCCUGGUCUACAAAGUGAGUUCCAGGACAGCCAGGGCUACACAGAGAAACCCUGUCUCGGGGGGGGGGGGGGGAAGACAGGCUAUUUCAAGUCUCGUUUAUUGAAAGGCAACUAUGGGUGUAUAAGCGCAGCUGGGGAGUGCCGCUGGAGACACGGAACCACAAGUCCAGGAUGUGCAGGAGAAAAACAGGGUGUUACCAGAGUGUGUUUAGCUGUGGUGGGCUGCUUGCAAAAACAUGAUAGGAAGACAAGUCUCUUGUCAGGGUGGAACGUCAGGGUGGAAAAGUACUAAUCUGUAAGUAAAUAACCCAAGAUGGAUGCAGAGAUGAUAGCCACUUUCUGCUAAGAGUCGGCUCCCAACACUGAAUUCUGAGACCCUAACCAGACUGUAACCUGACAUUGGGGCACUGUAUCAAUGUACUGUAAGUAAUGCUCCCUGAUAAUCCCCUGUUGGUUGGGGCUUGUGACUGGGCAGAAUGGAGGUCAGGACUGAGAGUUGAGUAUGAGCUCUUGAGAGAGAAGCCGGAGGUAAGAGUCACCAUUACAUGGGAUGGACCAUAAGAAGCCUGUGGCCAAGAGAAGUGAGUCCUGAGGAAGGGCUGGUGGAGCAGAAGCAGCCUGAGACACACCAGGUUGGCAGGUGAUUGGCAUUUGUGUGGGUUUUACAAGUGGAAGGGUUAGAAUAGCUCAAUGUGCCCAGCAUAAUGCCUACAACUUAUUAAUAAAGUAUAAUGUUUUUGUGUUGUUUACUUGAGAAUGCAUGGGCAAGAAGUGAGGUAGAAACUACCAAUAGAUGCUACGGAGUAAAAGGGGGUGUAAUAAUACUCCAGAAAAUGAUAGCAUUUAAUAAAUGGUUGUUACAUCAGCUACUGUAUCCACAAAAUCUAGUUCAAUGUCAUUCACUUGCAACUUUAAUUUUGGCCUCUGAUUAUUAACUGUUUGCCAGACACAUUUUUCAGUACUUCCAAAUGCUCCUGAUCUUUUUACUGGAUUGGCCUUGCCUUUGAUUUAAGGAAACAUUAACAGGUGAACACUCCUAUCACCUGUGUUAAAUUGCAUUUUUCUUUUUACAUAAGCCAUUCUUUUAAUUUCUCCUUUGAAAUAUACAGUGAAUCCUUGGGAGGUCAACUGCUUCUGAAUACCAUUUCUACUGUCCUUGAGGGCAAUGACCACACACUCCAGUAGCUACUUUAUAACAUUGAAUUUUGGGGAUAGUGUGAGAUGUUUAUCUCCGGCCAGCUUUAAAGCAACACUGUCUGCAGUAUCAUGCAUUAGAUUUGCAGUACUUAGUUGAGGUUUUUCUGCCUGCUUGUUAAUCUUUGGCUGAUAAGAGGCAAACAGAUCAUACUUUUUGCUGCAGGGCCAUGACCUAGGCCCCUCCAUUUUGUUUCCCAAUGGCAAAAAGUCGCUCUGUAUCUCUCUCUUGGCCCUAUACUCAUUUGUUCAGGGGCAACCCUUGCCGUAUCACCUGCACACUCCUGGAAAUCUAGGCCUUUCUUGUCUUUAGAAAAACUGUUGCCUUUAGAGAUGCCUUGUUUAGAAAUUUGUUUCAAAUGUCCACAUUUUCCACAAUUAAAGCACAGAACCUUUUAAAUUAAAGCACCAAAGACCUCUAGCUAUAGCUUGACCUAUUAGAUUGGCAUGGUACAUGUGAAAACCAACAUCAUUUAUAUUCUUUAUGCAUUUGUCCAUGGGCCCGUGCCUUCAGUGGUCUUCUCCUGUCUACUGACAAUAUCUUCUCUUGCUCAGUCUCCUCUCUAGCCCUACUCCGUCUUUCUUCCUACAUCACGUGUCUUCUCUGACUCUUCUCUCUCACCCUACUUUUCUCCUCUCUCUCCUAUCCUACUACAGUGUGUCCUGGACCCUAUUCCUCUUCUGCCAGCCUUUGCUGGCUUUUUAUUUCCUCUCCUGUUCCCACAAGACCAAGAGGAAACCAACACUAAAGGUCAUAGGGUUAAGCACUAAGUAUUUUCAGAGUCAGUUGACUAGCCAUGGGGGAUCCUUUAAGGGGCCAGGCACGCACAUCAUUCUACAGUUUCUAUCAACACCUACUUUGCAAGCCUUCACCUAGCAACUGAUCUUUUACUGUAUUCAUUCUGCUCGCUCUAUUUUGCUGUUCAAUAUUCAUGAUUUUUCCCCCUCUACCAUGUUAAUCAUUGCAACUGCAGACCAGUGUCUAGUACAGCUAUUACCAAUACCUUCCAAUCUUGGGGAAUAAUUUUUUUUUUUUAGUAGCUCAGUUAUUUAGGAAUUGUUUUGCAUCCCAUAUGAAAUCAUAGCCUUUUUAAAUGCCUUAGAUCUAUCAUUUCUAUAGGAUACCAUCCUAUCUUGUCAUAACCUUGUUCUAUAACAUUAGCAGGCACAUGCUGUAUGACUACUUAGAAAUUUGAUGAUCUCAUAACCCUGGGCCACUCCUCCUAUAACUCUGGAAGCACUGUUGGUUUGGCAUCAGCCCUUUGUUUUGAUCGGGUGAUUAUCAGGUUGUCUUCCUGCUUUUUCAGCUUUUCUCUGAGCAGACUGCCCCUCAGCACAGUUUUUCCUUCGUCUCUCCUGUGUGAAACUCAUUCUCAUGCUCACUCCCUGGGACUGAGCCUUUUUGUUUUCUUCCCCAGUGCUCCUUGCUUCUGAAGUGCUUCUCCUUCCACCUGCAACCUCUCCCAUUGCACUGCCAACUCUGCCACCCAUUCAGAAACAAAAGAGCAGAGUGACCUCCUCUCCCCCACGGUUGCCCCCCAUUUCAGCUGUUUUUGUUUCUCAUGGCUCUCUAUGUCCACUUGCAAUUAUUCUAACUACUUAGCCAUUCUUUCAAAAUUUUUGAAACAAAAUAUAUGAAAACAAAACAAAACAAAACACUAACGAUCCUCUCUGGGAGCAGAGUGGUGGAUAUUCCAGUGGUAGUAACCACAAUAAAUUAUUUGCUGGCCCCUUGUGUGUGGGGGGGGAAAUCUAUUCCUUCACUCCAUCUAGUUUAUAGCAUUUGGAAUCAAAUUUCCCAUUUUUUUAAAAACAUAAUCCCUUGUUGGGUGCCACUUAUAGCUGGUCUUUGCUACUUUGUGGCUUCUUUUUACCUCCCUUCAUUCCCCCUUUCCCAAUUCUCCCCCUAACACUAGAUAGGAAAGAAGAAAGGAUAGAGGGAAGAGAGAUCCCUGAAUUUAUUUUUUUCUUUGUCCAUGACAACUUACAAACUGUAACUAUCCUCCUUAAAUGACCAGCAAACACCUACCCCACCUCUCCAGGCCCUAGCAUUUAUUUACCCUUUGAAAAGUUCCCAGAAUCCAAAUAUCACACAGUCAUAGAAACUAUCUGCAGCUGGCAAAACCAUGCCUCUGCUAGAGCAAGAUAGUCAGCUGCUGUGGACAGUCUGAAGCAGCCUCAUAUCCCCACACCAGGGAUUAAAUGAAAGCACAUCCUUAUAAUACUAAUACUAAUACUAAUAAAGCCAAAUUCCAGAAUUUUCAUAAAGGCCACCACAAUAUACUUGUAAUCUUAGUUCUUGGGAGGUUGACACAGUGGAAUUGCAAGUUGCAGAGUAGCCUGGACUAUAUAUAGUGACAGCCUCAAUCAAAAGCAGGACAACAGUGACCUAUGAGGUCUAAAGAAAUCAAAUUAUUUGAAUCUUAUUAUAACCCAAAAGAAGAGAAAUAAUUUACACAGAUAUGCUGAUGGAAUUCUAAUUCAGAAAUUAGAUUUGUGUUUCAUGUAAAAUAGCUCAACCCUACUAAUCUUGAUAAAUAAGAAAAGUCCUCAGUAUUUGAGCAGAAUUGAUAAGGAACUUGAGUGGUCAGAAUUGAUAAGGAACUUGAGUGGUCAGAAUUGAUAAGGAACUUGAGUGGUCAGAAUUGAUAAGGAACUUGAGUGGUCAGAAUUGAUAAGGAACUUGAGUGGUCAGAAUUGAUAAGGAACUUGAGUGGUCAGAAUUUCUGACACAUUGUAUGACCAUGAGAGUACUUUGGAUAUGAUACAGAUGACUUUUUUAAAAAUUAUAUAUAUGAAUGCAUGUAUUUUAGACAAGACCAUUGUGGUAGAAGCAGAGCUAUGAAGGUAGAGUGAUCUCCAGCUGGAUUCCCCAGAGACCAGAGACAAAAGGAACAUUCACUCUGAAAACUGUCCAGUAAUACCUGGCUCCCAGGUGAGCCCAGCCCAGGGGGUGUGCGAAUACUUGAACUCAACACUUCAUGGGCUGAGGCAGAAGACUAGCCUGGGUUACAAAGCAAGACCCUGUAAAAAGGUUAUUAAUAUUGUCUAGAUAUUAAUACUGGAAAUUAAUAUGUUGGCAGUUAUUCUGUAACCAGCUAGUUCUCCAAAUAACCACACAGAGACCUUUUAGUUUUUGUUUUUUUGAGACAGGGUUUCUCUGUAUAGCCCUGGCUGUCCUGGCACUCACUCUGUAGACCAGGCUGGCCUCGAACUCAGAAAUCUGCCUGCCUCUGCCUCCCAAAUGCUGAGAUUAAAGGCGUGCGCCAUCACGCCUGGCUGAUCUUUUAGUAUUUCAAAACUUAGGACUAUUUAGGCAGACCCACAACUAGCUUGUCUAAGUUAGCCCAACCACCUAGCCCCAUUCCACCACAUGGCUAGCUAUACCGUCUAGGCCUGUAGUCAGUCAUAUCUGUUUCCUCCCCUAUCUCCUGGUGAAAGGCCUCCCUCUUUCUUCUUCCCAGAGUUCCUUUCUCCUUCCCAGGAAGUCCUGCCUUCCUCUUUCUGCCAAUCACAAGCUUGAGCCUUUUAUUGACCAGUUAACUUGGGGAGCAAGGUUUGCACAACAAAAGCCGGUGUACACGAAAAUUUAGUAGUAUUGGGGCAACUAGACCCCGGGGUAAAGAAUUUUACAUAGUCAAACAUUUUAACAUAUUUAAAUUACAUAGCAGCUCCAGACCAACCCAACAAGACCCCACCCAAAAGUAAAUAAAUAAAAUAAUGACCGGCUGUUUGAGGAUGAUUUCUUCAAAUAUAUGCUACAAAUUUCUCUAUUGCUGAAUUCUGUUUCCAAGAAAAAGAAUGUGCUGAGUGUAGUGGUGUAUGCCUUUAAACCCAGAACUCUGGCGGCAGGAGCACAUCGUCUCCACGAGUUCAUGGCCAGGUUGGUCUGGAUACUGAUUUCCAGGGGUGAUGCAUCCUGAGACCAGCCUCUCUGUAGCUCCAGCGGUCCUAGAACUCUGUAGACCAGGCUGGCCUCAGACUCAGAGGUUCACCUCCCUCCACCUCAAGGCUUGCACCACUGAGCCUGUCUAGAAAGUCAUGAAAGUGUAGCCAGUCUGCUAACACCAGAAACACCAGAACCUGGGAGGUGGAGGUAAGAGGACUAGGAGUUCAAGGCCAGCCGUGGCUACUAGCAAGUCUGAGGCCAGUUUGGGCUAAAUGAGACCUUUUCUCAAAAUAUCAAAAGAAAACAACAGGCUGAAGGUCAGAUCAUCUUUCUUUCCCCAAUAAGAAGGACAGAGGGUAAUUAGAUAGCCUUUGAGGUGUUGAUCAGUGGUAGAGUGCUUGCCUACAUGUGCAAGACCCCAAAUCAUUAGUAAUGACAUAGACUUCUGAACAAGAGGCAGAAAGAUCUUGAAAACUACCUAAAGGCUUCGGCAAUGCUUCCUGUGUGACCAGGACGCCCCAUUUCAGUAUGAGUCAUUGUUUGCUGUAGCCUUCUGCUCAGGGAUGGGUGGUAGUUGUGGUGUCUGCAGGAGAGUUAAAGCCACAUUCAUGCUUGCUGUGGAGGAGGCACCUUGCUGUGCAGAGGUAAGAAGCAAGAGGGAAGACUUUGCAAGUGCGGGCAGCAGGUCCAGCGCUACUAGAACAUGCCUUGCUUUGGGUGCUUUUUAAGGUGCCAGCAGUCCCCAGAUUUUUUUUUUUAAGAUUAUUUUAUGUGUGCAGGUGUCUUGCCUGAGUCUAUGUCUGUGCAUCAUAUGCAUGCAGUGCCCUAAGAGGCCAGAAGGGGGCAUAGAUUCCUUGGACCCAGAGUUUGUUAGUUGUUUUGUGGGUCUGGGAAUUAAACCUGGGUCCCUGGAAGAGCAGUCGAUGCUCAGUGACCACUGAACCAUCUGUAGCUCAGCCCGGGGUUUGUACAGAGGAGUUGGAUUUGUUUGUAGGGACUCAGGCAGAAAUGGUGAGAUAUUACUAAAGGGACUUACUUUCCAUUUGUUUUGUUUUGUUCAGACAGGGUUUUCUAUGUAGACCAGACUGUCCUUGAAGUCACAGAGAUCUGCCUGGCACUGUGCUGGGAUUAAAGGCAUGUACCACCACUGCCUGGGUUGUUUGUUUGUUUGUUUGUUUAAAAGUGAUUUCUAAUCUAUAAUAUAUACCAAACUGGGUUUGGGUGGGGAGCUGAAUUCAAUUUAAAUUCCCUGUAAUCUCAGCAUUUGGGAAGCUGAGGCAAGAACAUUGCAAGUUAGAUACCAGCAGAGAGAGGAGCGAGAAAAUGGGGAGAGAAGGGGGGAGGGAGGGGAAGGGAGAAAAGGGAGAGGAGAGAGAAAGAGUUCAAAAUGUACCUUCCUGUCUCAGGUUGCAGUACCUGGGUUCACUGUAAUGGCAGGGUGGCUGCAUUUAGGUGGCAGUACUUUUAGAGAGUAAAACCUCGUCUUUUAUUGUGUAUUCAAUGAAGCUGCUUCCGGAACGGCUCCUGUAGGGCAGAGAUCACUGACAUCUGUCCUUAUUCAGGCUGAGAUGCCUCAGAACUUGGAGGCAGGAGUGUUUGCCUGAUUCGUCCUGUUUAUACUCCCCUCCAAGGAUCCUUCCCGAUGCAGCAGGUGCGGGCGGCCCCACUUCCAUAGCUUUCUAAGGUUAAUAACAGCUUUCUCCGUUCCGGCCUAAGCUGCUGGAAUUGAGACUGGGCAACAUAAUUUAUUUAUUUAUUUGUUUACCUAUCUAUUUAUCUAUUUAGGUUUUUCAAGACAGGGUUUCUCUGUGUAGCCCUGGCUGUCCUGGAACUCUCUGUAGACCAGGCUGGCCUUAAACUCAGAAAUCUGCCUGCCUCUGCCUCCCAAUACUGGGAUUAAAGGCGUGCGCCACCACUGCCGGCCAAUUUUUAAUUUUGAUGUGUAAACAAAGACAUUCACAGACUUCAAGCUCAGCACCUCUCGAGCAAGUUUUGUUGGGAGCCCAGGAGGUGUGAUUCAUUGUCAUGGUAGUCACUGAAUCAUUUGUUUUGUGAAAGUAACUUAACUAAUUUUCUUUCUGAGAAUCUCAUCGGAUCAACAGUGAAAGCCAAACAAGUCCUCUUAGGUCAUUUAUUCAAGGAAGAUUCCCUGCUUGCUUGUGGGUUGUAUGAUGUAGCUCAGUGGUAGAAUUCUCUUCUACCAGCAUGGGGUCCCAACCCCCUCCCCCCACCCACUCAUGCAUGAAUACACAUGUGCACUUCUCCAGGACAAAAUAUCCUUUGGAGUAUAAUUAUUCUCUGGAAAUGACAUUUCACUUGACUUCCCAACAGGAUUAUGGAAAUGUAUCUUUUUGUGAAUCUAUUUAGCUGGUGCUUCAAGCCACAGUUUGAAUCUCAUUUUUGUUUGUUUGUUUGUUUGUUUGUUUUUUGUUUUUGUUUUGUUUUGGUUUUUUUUUGAGACAGGGUUUCUCUGUAUAGCCCUGGCUGUCCUGGAACUCACUCUGUAGACCAGGCUGGUCUUUAACUCGGAGAUCAUCCUGCCCCUGUCUCCGGAGUGCUCAGACUAAAGGUGUGCACCACUACAGCCUGGCUAGUGUAUGAAUUUAACCUAACAUAGUACCCCAUGCUUUGGUUUUGUUUUUGCCAUUUUUUGUGUUGUUACUCUCUUUCCUGGGUUUGAUCUUUCUUUCUGAACAACAACCCUUUAAGGUCCAGUUAGUCUUCCAGCUUUCCUAGAAAUGAGUUAAGAAGAGGUCUAUUUCCUUGGUAGCAACCAAGGAGCAAAUAUAGCGGUUUUGGGGACAAAUUUUCCCUCCUUAUAACUUGGUUAAUUGGUUUUAAAUCUCUUAGAUGCUCUCUGUUUUGUUCAUGAGAAAAAUGUACUUAAGUUCCUUUUGAAAUAUAUUUCAAAUGAGAAUGAGA
Messenger RNA from Mus musculus (house mouse), 16273 nucleotides. RefSeq names its product t-complex 11 like 1 (gene Tcp11l1). The transcript has 10 exons. Bases 230 to 1759 code for a protein of 509 amino acids. Gene Ontology annotation, cellular component: microtubule. The record is from RefSeq and is a predicted model, not a curated record. Lineage: Eukaryota; Metazoa; Chordata; Mammalia; Rodentia; Muridae.